Messenger RNA from Triplophysa rosa, 3113 nucleotides. RefSeq lists its product as uncharacterized. Lineage: Eukaryota; Metazoa; Chordata; Actinopteri; Cypriniformes; Nemacheilidae. Bases 413 to 1132 code for a protein of 239 amino acids. The record is from RefSeq and is a predicted model, not a curated record. The transcript is spliced from 3 exons.
AGUCCGCUGCGCUGAGUUUCCUGAUCCCUCGUCACAUGGUUUGUCAUUAACGUGCCGAGCACAGGCCCUCCUUUGGACUGCCAUCAGAGAUUCAGAUAGACGUGGCUGGGAGGCAUGGGAGAGAGUCACGGGGGACCUGCUUUUACUCGGAAGCACCAACACAAGGGAGAACACAAACAUUAAGAAGGCGGAGGAAACGUGCUGCGAUGUGCGCGCGACGUCUUCUGGUUAUGGAAUAAGUUUUUGGGACACUUCGUUUCCUGGGACCGCUGUUUUUUUUAAAAUGGGAAGACGAGCUACGAACUGGAAAAAAAACAAACGAGCACCGGACUUAUCUGUGAAAUUGUAGCCAUUCUGGCAAACAACUGCCACACCUUCGUCUGUGUAACAGGUACACUACACAGCUGUCCAGAUGGGUUGCAGUUGCUGUAGGAUGGUAAAAGGUUAUAUCUCUGACGCUUCAGUCCCUGUGGAUGUUCCCGGUUGUAAGCGUGACCCCACCACCAGCUCGCUCUAUCAGUCUCACAAAUUCCCAGAGGAGUCAGACCACAUCCACAAAAAACAGGGCUUCCACAACCUGGGUUACAGCACCCACCCCAGCCCUACCAAACUCGACAUAGACAAUAACCACAUAAACCGACUCCACGCUAAUGUUCCGGACCAGCGGGUCAGACCGAGCCAACCUGAGCAUGACUCUCGCCGAUACAUUCUCAGGCCUGAGGACGAGGGGACCCCCGUCAAAACCUUAUGCGAUGAGCCGAUGUUGGGCACGGAACCUGGCAAGAGGGAGGAGAGAUUUCGAGACUCCGGGUUGGGUAGCGGGGGGAUAUCAGAGGGGUCAGAUGGUUGUCCUUGCGGGCAAGAGGAGGAAUACGAGGAGAUGAGAUGCAGGGUGGCCAGCACUCCAGACACGGAGAGCAUGCUGUCUGUGGAUAUGCACACGAGCAGCACAAGCCUCUCCUCAGCGGACACCAAGCUUGUUAUAGACGACAGAGAUGAGAAUGAGCCAGCGUUCAUAGAAGAAGAGCAAGAAACGGAGAAAGAAAGCGAUGGGUUGAGCAUCACGGACUCGAUGGUGGCCGAGGCUCUUGCUGCCCUGGAUGCAGCGACGGCAGGAGAGGAUUUUGAGUGACGGCCAGGUGAGAAAGGGCGCGGUACUGCUCUGUGUAGAUGUGGAACAUUUCCAUACUUGCUCCCUCACACCCUGCACAUUUGAAUAUAUCCAAAAUAAUAGCUUUCAUAAAAUGAAGUCUUUCUGUAGGCGUCGAUUUUGACUGACUGAAAAGAAACUUUCAAUUCAAUUGAAGACAACAGGAGCUGCCUCUUGUUUACACAACAGAAAUCGACCACUUCAAAGACAGCACACUUGCUCGGAAAUGAAGGUCGUGUGAAUGUUUCCUUGUGAUUCAGUGGACAAACUCACACAAUUCAUGUUGCGUGAUUUUCCUUAGUACAGUUUUAUACGCAUUUAAAUUCACUGUGAUAAUGAAAUAAGCUCUAUAUGGUCAGAUAUUUUUUCAGCGGAGAUAAUUCAGUCAAAACACUACUUUUAUUUUCACACUGUUCUGUACAAAGCGAAAAACCAAAUUACAAUCCAGGUGUUGGGUUACUUAACUGUUGUACUUUUAGAGAUAUUUAAUGAUGGUUUUGUAAUAGAUUGAAAUCAAGUUCAUAUUUAACAAUCAAAUGAAAGACAGAUCAAUAUGCAGGUUUGUUUUCCUUGUUACACUGUGAGUACAUUACAUAGUGUACAUAUCUUAGAAGUUUAGGAAGACAUUUGGUUUGUGCACACAAACAUGUCUGGGUCAUAUUUUAGCCCUAAAAAAUAUGUUUUACAAAAAGAAGCAUAAUAAACUCUAUUUUUGCUGUAAUUUUAUCAAUGAUUUUAAAAAUGUUUUUUUUUUUCAAUUCAAUUAAAUACAAAAUCACAAGAAAUAACAUUAAUGCAAAUAAUGUUGAAUUUGAAAUUUAAAAUAAAAUUAUACUUCAUAUUUGUAUUGGCAUUUCAGUAGAAAAAGUGGAUGUUCUUUAUUGUUCUGAAAUGCCAAAAUGCAUAAUGCUAAAACCAAUAUCAUAGCUGUCCUUCUGAAACCGCGGCUGUCCAAAUUCACUGUUUGUGAAAAAACACACUACGCACUUUUUAUUGGUUAGAUGGAUAUUUGCAAAAUCCAGUGACAAACAUUAAGGGUGAUUAAUAAUGAUGAUUCAUGGCAAAAAAUAAUGAAAUAUGGAGACACAAGGUUUCAGAAGGACAUCUGCGGUAUUCUAAAUAAGUAUAUCAAAUAUUUUGAAUAUGAAAUAUGACCUGAGUUUCAUGUGGUUCACCAUUGUAUAUUUAUAUACCUGGUAGGGUUCCUGGUUCCAUUAAGACUGGAAAGAUAAAGUAGUGUGUUAAGGAAUCGGGCCAUUGAAGUUGUUGAUCCACUAUGCACGCAGAUGUUAAUUAUGCCCUUAACCAAUACUGGUUAACCAGCUGAGGCCUGAUGAGAAAGAAUCAAACCACAAUAACUAAAUGAACUCCACAGCAUAUGACGCACAUUUCUAUAAAUUUAUGAAAAAAUAAAAGGAGAAUUUAUCAUAAAAAUGAAUGUAACUCCCAUUUACCAGAAUUUGUAUGAUACCUUUAUGAGGUCAAUGUUUUAAAGUAGUAUUUCCAAAUGUUUCGUGAAGUAUGUGUGUUUUUAUGCUGUUAAUAUCAUUUCUUUUGAACCAGAUGAGACUCUUAAAAGAUGAGAUCAAAACAUUUGAAAUGUCACAGUGAAUACUUUUCUUUUUUCGUUGCAUUCUUUUUGUCCUUAAAUACCAGACAACAUAGGAUUGUCACAUGAGCCAGGGGAAAAAUAAAAACAAUGUAGUUGAUCAUAAGACUUGCCAUGUAAUCUGUUGACAUUUGUCUCAUGGAUAACAGUGCCACAGGGCCCUCUUAUAUAACCUCAUAUGAUUUCCCUCCAGUCUUAACCGAAUGCUAAGAUUUGUCCAGAAGUUGAUGUGCGCAGCAGCAAAACAAUGCCAUAGUGUGUUUGUGAAUGUAAUGACCGCUACAUUGUGCUGAACCUGCCUGAUGUUUGUUUUCUGAGCAGGCCUGCUGACAGAAUAUUAAAACACGAUUAUGA